UCCAGUGCGGGGAGGGCGCAUCUUGUAUAAAGGGCUGCCUGCGUGAAGGGGGCUCCAGCAGCUGCUCCCUCACUCUGGGCCGGGACAUGGAACUUCCCCUGCUGUGUGCGCUGCUGGUGCUCACUGGUGUGACUCCAGCCCAGGGCGGGAUUCUGAACCUGAGAAAGAUGAUCCAACAAGUGACCGGGAAGCUACCCAUCCUCUCCUAUUGGCCCUACGGCUGUUACUGUGGGACUGGCGGCAGAGGCACACCCGUCGAUGCCACGGAUAGGUGCUGCCAUACCCAUGACUGCUGCUAUGCUCACCUGAAGUUGCACCAUUGCCAUUUCAACAUAGACCAUUACAGCUACAACAUUAGCCAGGGGGACGUCCACUGCUCUGACAAAGGGAGCUGGUGUGAGCAGCAGCUAUGUGAUUGCGACAAGGAGUUGGUCUUCUGCCUGAAGCGCAACUUGGACACCUACAACAAGGACCAGCGUUUCGUCCGGUUCAAGCCCCGUUGCUGGGGCAGAAAACUUAUGUGCUAGAAGAAGCCUGCCCAGCACGUCCCCUACCCUGGUCCUUGGAAGUCGCACAGGACCGUUGACAUCCCUGCCCCAGGGGUCACUAACCCCCUGAACCAGCCUGGCUCCUUUAACACACUCCCCGGAAGAGGGAGGACCUCAGCUUCUUUCCCACCACCCACCUUGCCUCUUGGACCUUCUAAAUCUUCCCAACCCGGGCAGCAGCUGUCUCUUUAAGGGUGGAUUGUGAUCUUAGGAAAAGCCAAAGCCAGGGAGCCCUGGAGGAUGGUGUUUGAGCAGAAGCAGCAGGUGUUGGGGGCGGGGCCGGGGGGGCUGAGGAGUGGCAGGUUCUCCCUGCCAAUGCCACUCCCUCACCAGGCCUCCCAGUUCCAUCUCACUCCUUCAAUACACUGUCCAAGCUGCAGCCAGAGUGGCCGCUUUGAAGGACAACCUGAUCUUCCCGUCCCCAGGACUCUACUUCUUAAAACCCUAAGGCCUUCCCUCACCCCAGGAUAAGGCCUCUGGCAGGAGUUCGGGGCCCACACUCUCUGGUGCUGUAUCCCUCUCCCUGCUAGGCUUGGAGGUCCUGGUUGGUGGGGCCCAUGCCUGUCUCAGGCUCAUCUGCGUCCCUGGUGCCCAAAGCAGUGUCAAGAAGGGGCUCCAUAAAAGCCUCUGGAGUGAAAGGCUGGAGGAAGCCCCUGCUCCUCUUACUCCAGGCCCACAAAUACAUGCCACAGGUCCUCCAGGCUCUCUCCUUUCCUGCGCUCAGGCCUUCGCCCAGGUGGGCUUCCUGCAGGAAUGUUCCCCUUGCCGUCUUCAGGAAGCUAAGCCCUCCCCAGGCUCCUAGGAGGCUCCAAGGAAGUCUCCCCAGCUGACUCCUGCCUGGCUCCAAGGCCUCACUGCCUCCUCUGAGCUUCCAUAGCACUUUCUGGGUCUGCAAUUUACCAAAUUUUACCUUGAGUGGUAGAUCAACAUCUGGACUUCUCUGGACAUAUGGAGAGAUCUCUGAUCUCUCCCAACUAGACUGGAGCUCCCAGAGGAUGGAGGCCAUAUCUGUCACACCUUUGUUUCCUCUCCUCCUCCACGUAAUAGGUGCUCAAUUAAUGCUUGUUGAUUGAAUGAGCCCAUAAUGGAUAGGUGGAGGUUGUGGCAGAUGUUGUUGGUGUCCUACUCAGAUCUCCUCAUGGCCCAGUUCCUGAGCUAAGGCAGAUGUUGGUUGUGAAGUGCUCGCAUUUGCUCACCUUCUUAAGGAUCGGCCUUGUCUGUUGGGAGCUACCUUGCCUAUUCUCCCACCCCCAGCCCGCCACUUCAAACCAAUAAGCAUGGAAAAUAAUACCACAGAGAAUAUAACUGCCCACCCCCUGUCUGUGCAGGGCCAUCUAGGUAGUACUUUGCAUGUCCAAGAGCUCUUCCUGGGGUCAGGCUAAGGGUAGACAUCUGGAACCACCUCUUUACUUGCUUUGUCCCCUGGCCUAUCCUGUCUUCCUCUUCUCUUACAAGUUUCUCCUGAGAGCACUCCCUCAAUAAAUCCUUCACUUGC
Messenger RNA from Pteronotus mesoamericanus, 2043 nucleotides. RefSeq names its product phospholipase A2 group IID (gene PLA2G2D). The transcript has 4 exons. The record is from RefSeq and is a predicted model, not a curated record. Lineage: Eukaryota; Metazoa; Chordata; Mammalia; Chiroptera; Mormoopidae. The coding region runs from base 87 to 527 and encodes 146 amino acids. Gene Ontology annotation, biological process: phospholipid metabolic process; negative regulation of T cell proliferation; lipid catabolic process. Gene Ontology annotation, molecular function: phospholipid binding; calcium ion binding.